Siniperca chuatsi (mandarin fish) is the source of this 3211-nucleotide messenger RNA. RefSeq lists its product as uncharacterized. The record is from RefSeq and is a predicted model, not a curated record. Gene Ontology annotation, molecular function: nucleic acid binding. The transcript has 3 exons. NCBI's taxonomy places the organism in Eukaryota, Metazoa, Chordata, Actinopteri, Centrarchiformes, Sinipercidae. The coding region runs from base 2046 to 2849 and encodes 267 amino acids.
UGCUGAAAGUGACAGAAGGAGAGAGGAGAGAAACGAGGAAGCACAAAACUAUGGGAGAGAGAAGAUGUCCCCAUUGUGUGUUCUUCUAAAUAAACGGAACCUACUACUGCACACUUGCUGUCCUGGUCGUGCUUUUGGGCCCAGCCCCAGUAUACCAUAACCGAACGAUCUGGCCAGAACAAUGGACCCAGCUGACUUGGACCCAUUUGGAGUGCAGUGAGCAAUCUCCAGCCAAGAACAGCUGUUGGGACAACACAAGCACGCUAUCCGGACCCUCUUGGAACACAGUCAGACCAUCUUGAACCACGUAUCCCAAUUGACUACUCAAGUCGCCACACUGACUGCUCAACACUCACCACCCGAAUCCACAGCCCCAGGCCGCUGGCUUCCUCCGUCCGUCUCUCCACCGAGCCAUGCUAGGGUGCUACCAAUCCGGGAGUCGUAUGCCACGGAUCCAGGCUCUUUGACUGGCGAAUUGGGAAAGUGGCGGGGAUUCCUCAUGCAAUGCUCCAAUCAACAGAUUGGUGUUCAAUCAACGGCCUCUGAUGUUUCCAUCGGACCAAACCAAGGUACAUUAUAUCAUAAGAUUAUUGAGAGGGAGAGCCUUGGCCUGGGCCGAGACCAUUAAUUCCACCCAGUCUCCACGUUAACUUUGGACACCUUCACCACCAUGCUGAGCAAUGUAUUUGACCACCCAGACCACCGGGGAACCGCUGCUACAUGGUUGCUGGACCUCCGCCAGGGGGCCAGGAAUGUGGUGGACUAUUCUGUGGAUUUCUACACCCUCGCAGCAGAUACUAGGCGGAAUGAGGAGGCAUUGCAGGGAGUAUUCACUAAAGGGCUAAGUGAACAAUUAACGGACAAGCUAGUCACUCGUGACGAACCCCCUAUUUUGAAAUCUCUGAUCUCCCUAGCAAUCAGACUGGACAACCGCCUUCACGAACGAAGCCGUGCUUACCCCUGGUCAUCGCCGGGAAUCCUGCCAUGUGUGGCCAAAAGACCAGACUCACUACUAGUUAUGGGGAUAGUGGUGAGUCACACAUCCAUGUCAGCCCCAUCCUGUUCACGCAUGCAAUUACUGGCCACAAUCUGCCACCAGAACUGGUCCUUCUCUCUGCCAGCCCUCAUCUCCUGGACCAGGAGAUGGCGGCCCGGCACAAGAUCCCACUGGAACCCCUGGAGAAACCUUUCAUAGCAAAGACCCUAGAUGGUAGGCUUCUAGCCCAAGUGACUCACCGUACUAUACCUGUCACCCUAGUUCUGUCUGGAAAUCAUCGGGAAACCAUUCAGUUUAAUGUCAUUCCAUCCCCAGAUUCUCCACUGGUUUUAGGCCACAUGGAAAAAUCAUCAGCUGGAGUCCCUUCUGCCUGGCAACCUGCCUGCAAUCGGCGAUUCCGCCAGCAGAUGGCGCCAACACUCCAAUCUUAGAACCACCCGACCUGACUUCCAUCCCUGAAGUCAUCAUGAUAUCAGUGAGGUUUUCAGGAAGGAUUUGGCCCUAUCCUUACCACCUCAUCGGCCAUAUGACUGCCCCAUUGACCUGCUUCCCGAAGCUACACUCCCCUCCAGCCAGCUAUAGAACCUGUCUCGCCCAGAGAGGGAGUCCAUGGAAAAAUAUAUCCAAGAGUCCCUGGCAGCAGGCAUCAUCCUCUCAUCAUCCUCUCCAGUCGGUGCCGGGUUUUUCUUUGUCACCAAGAAGGACAAGUAUCUCUGCCCCUGCAUCGAUUUUAGGGGCUUGAACAACAUUAUGGCGCUGAUAAACGACGUUCUCAGGGACUUUCCCUGGCUGAACGCAACUACGACGUUGGAAACCGGGAGCUCCUCGUGGUCAAACUAGCACUAGAGGAAUGGAGGCACUAGCUGGAUGGAUCCGAGUUGCCAUUUGUAGUGUGGACCAACCACAAAAACCUGGCCUACAUUCAAUCUGCCAAAAGUCCCCUCGGAUCCAGAUGCCAUUCUCCCAUCCUUGUGCAUCAUUGUCGCCAUCACCUGGGAGAUUGAGGCCAAGGUGAGGCAGGCUCAGUAAGCCCAGCCUGAUCCAGCAAAUGGACCACCCGACCGGCUGUUCAUCCCGGACACGACACGAUCCCAAGUACUCCAUUGGGGGCACACUUCCAAAUUCUCCUGUGACCCUGGUAUUGGUCGCACCCUGGACCUUAAAAGACACUUCUGUUGGCCCACCAUGGAGGCUGACACCCGGGCUUUUGUGGCAGCCUGUACCAUCUUCACCCGGGGAUAAUCCCAAUGGCCAAUCAGAGAGUGCUAACCAAGACCUGGAGGCAGCCCUGUGCUGUGUGGCAGCCACCAACCCCAGAUCCUGGAGUUCCCAUCUGACCUGGGUGGAGUAUGCGUACAACGCAUUGACCAGCGCCGCCACAGGAGUGUCACCUUUUCAAGCCUCUCUAUUAUUAUCAACCUCCACUGUUUCCAUCACAGGAAACAGAGAUCGCUGUCCCCUCAGUGCAAUACCAACUGUGCCGCUGCUGCAAGAUCAGGAUGGAUACCCGUGCUGCCCUACUCCGGUCCACCGGACACCGGCUCCCGAAUACUCUCCAGGUCAAACCUGUAUCUUCCAGUCCUUUGUGCCCGCCUUCCGGCUCCCCAACGACCAUCCUGCCUACACGGUCCGAUGGCUAUUGGACGUGCGCCACCGAGGCAGGGGUCUCCGGUAUCUCAUGGACUGGGAGGGAUAUGGCCCAGAGGAGCGCUCAUGGAUUCCCCGUUCAUUCAUUAUGGACAACCAAUUAAUCAAAGAUUUCCACCAGCUACAUCCGGAUAGGCCUGGGGGGUCACGAGGAGGCUUCCUUUGGGGGGGGGGUACUGUCAUGGAACGGCUGUACCAUUCCUAGUGUUCCUGUCUGUGUCCGUGUGUGUGUAUAUGCUGUAUACCCAGCUCUUCUCACCAGUCUUCGCCAGAUCAUUUACUCUUCAGCUCUUGUCUACCCCACUAAGAAAUUACCUGCAUCAUAUCAGAAUGCCUGAUUAACCUGUUUAACUCCCUGUGUCCUGGUUCACUCCUGUCACCUGCUUUCCAGGAGGACUUCAUCACAGCUCUCACCUGCCUUGCCUCGGACCGCAUUCCUGCCUCAACCUGCCUGCUCUCCUCAGCCUCAUGGCGGUCUGCUGUCUGCCUCCAGUCUACCGGCUUCCAGCCUUACCUCCACACUCCUGAUUCCUCAUUGUGUGUUCUUCUAAAUAAACAGAACCUACU